Trichomonas vaginalis G3 is the source of this 975-nucleotide messenger RNA. RefSeq names its product pre-mRNA-processing factor 19 family. The record is from RefSeq and is a predicted model, not a curated record. Lineage: Eukaryota; Parabasalia; Trichomonadida; Trichomonadidae. Gene Ontology annotation, molecular function: protein binding. Bases 1 to 975 code for a protein of 324 amino acids. The transcript has a single exon.
AUGCUAUCAUUUUCUCCACUUCCAAAAUGGCCUCCUCUAAAUUUAGAAUCACAAAUAUUUGCUGUUCGUGCCGCAAGUGAUAAUUCAUAUAUUGCUGCGUCAUUAUCAAAUGGACAGAUUGCUUUGAUUAGUGGAACAACUGGAAGGCUUUCGUUUACAUUAAAUACAUCUCAAGAAUCAUUCCCAUCAACAUCUUUAAGAUUUCAUCCUAAAAAUCCUCGCGCAAUACUCACGGUUUCAUCUGAAGGAACAAUUAGCGAAUUUUCUACAAAAACUUCACAGGCAAAAUGCACUUGGUCAACCACAGAGAAGGAUAAUCAGAUAUUUUCUCUUGAUGUCAGUCCUGAUGGUGAUAAAUUUGCCACGGCAGGACUAGAUAAAUCGAUUCGAAUUUACGAUUACGAAACUCAAAAAAUACUAGCUACGUUAUCGAAAUCUCAGUACAAUGCGGACUCCAGAGGCCACACAAACAGAAUAUUUUCAUUAAUUUUUGAUCCAACUGAUUCAAAUAUUCUAGUUAGUGGCGGAUGGGAUGACACAAUACAAUUCUGGGAUCUCCGCAUUAAAUCCUCCGUUAGAUCUCUCUUUGGUCCUCAUAUUUGUUCGGAUAGUAUUGAUAUUCACGGAAAUAACUUAAUUGCUGGUAGCUGGAGGACUCUCGAUCAGUUACAGCUAUUCGAUACGAGAACAUUUACGAUGACUGCGAAUAUUAAAUGGAAUAAAGUUCCAUCCGAGCAUAGUGCGCUUAUUUAUACGGUUAAAUUCCAUCCGAGUGGUGAAUUUUUCGUUGCUGGUGGUUCUGGAGAGACUUCUGUUCGCGCAUUUUCAAUAAAAUCUUUCUCUCAAGUUGGAAAGCCAGCUAACUUUAAUUCGCCGAUAUAUUCUGUCGCAUUCAAUAACAAUGCUGAUUCUAUUUUCAUUGGAACUCAAAAUGGAGAAAUUCACAAUUAUGGUAUUCAAUUUACCAGAAACUGA